AUGGAGAGAGGCGCUGGCUGGUCCUCCGGCUGCUGCUGCUGCUACAUCGCUUGGAUCGCCUCGGCAUGGCUUUUGCUCGGCGCUUGGCGCCUCACCGGCGCUGAGAUAACUUGCCGGUCUUGCUUCUCGGCACCUCCGUCUCCGGCAUCUUUUCGGGUGAAGCUGCUGCAGCAGCCCUCGCCGCUGGAGGUUCCUCGGGGAGCGUCUCUCGGGCCAAGCGGCGGCGAGGAAGGGCCAAGCCGGCAGGAGAAAGCCUGCGGAGGAUGGGGCAAAGGGGAGGAGGGAGAAGCCGUGGCCGGGCUCCAGGAGGCUCGGAGCUUGGGAAGGGGUCAGCCAGCGGCCGGGGGUGGCUCCUCGGGGGGGCCCGGGCGGAGCCGCCAGCCGGGCCGAUCUGGCCACCUGCGGGGCAGCGGAGGAGCCUUGGCUCUUGGCGAGCAGGAGGCGCAACUGUUGCCCGCAGGUGCCGGACGCCGGGCAGCCACGCCGGGCGGCCCCCCUCGAGCGCCGCGGGCCAAGAGGAGCAGCGACGAGCAGCAGCAGCGGCCUUUUGCCCCGGGGCAGCUGGGGGCCGCGUCCUUCGCGGAUGGCCAGAAGGCGACCCGGGCGCAAGGGCGAGGCUCGAAGGAGGAAGGGCGGCUGGGCAGGCUGCGGGGCGGCGGCGACGAGCUGAAACUGACCAGCACGACCUUCGCCCUCACCGGCGACGCGGCCCACAACCAAGCCAUGGUGCACUGGUCCGGCUACAACAGCAGCGUGAUUCUUAUUCUUACCAAGCUGUAUGACUUCAAUUUGGGAAGUGUUACUGAAAGCUCACUGUGGAGAUCCACAGAUUAUGGUACUACUUAUGAAAAGCUAAAUGACAAAGUGGGAUUGAAAACCGUGCUGAGUUAUCUUUAUGUCAGUCCUACUAACAAGAGAAAGAUAAUGCUCUUGAGUGACCCUGACAUUGAAAGUAGCAUACUGAUCAGUAAUGAUGAAGGUGCCACCUAUCAAAAAUAUCGACUCAGCUUCUACAUCCAAAGUCUGCUCUUCCAUCCAAUGCAAGAAGACUGGAUUCUGGCCUACAGCAUUGACCAAAAGCUCUAUAGCUCUAUGGAUUUUGGGAGAAGAUGGCAGAUCAUGCAUGAACGGAUCACACCAAACAGGUUUUACUGGUCUGUCUCAGGUCUGGAUAAGGAGCCUGACCUUGUGCACAUGGAGGCUCGGACGACAGAUGGAUAUGCCCACUAUAUUACCUGUAGGAUUCAAGAAUGUUCAGAGACCACCAGGAGUGGGCCCUUUCUGCGCUCUAUUGACACAAGUUCACUUGUCGUCCAAGAUGAAUACAUCUUCAUCCAGGUGACUUCUGGUGGAAGAGCAAAUUAUUAUGUGUCUUACAAAAGGGAGCCCUUCACUCAGAUAAAAUUACCCAAAUACUCACUGCCAAAGGACAUGCACAUUAUCAGCACCGAUGAGAAUCAGGUGUUUGCUGCCGUUCAGGAAUGGAAUCAGAAUGACACAUACAACCUUUACAUCUCUGACACCCGUGGGAUCUACUUCACCCUGGCCUUGGAGAACAUUAAACGCAGCCAGGGAGUAGAGGGGAAUAUCAUUAUUGACCUUUAUGAGGUAGCAGGGAUCAAAGGCAUAUUCCUAGCAAAUAGGAAAGUGGAGAACCAAAUUAAAACUUUCAUCACCUACAACAAAGGGAGAGACUGGCGUUUGUUGGAGGCUCCAGAUUCUGACCUGAGAGGAGACCCCAUACACUGUCUGCUGCCCUUCUGUUCCUUGCACUUGCACUUACAAAUUUCAGAAAAUCCUUAUACUUCAGUCAGCAUCUCAAGCAAAGAGACUGUUCCUGGACUUAUCAUUGCCACAGGCAACGUGGGUCCAGAGCUAUCUUCCACAGAGAUUGGCAUGUUUAUUUCUUCAGAUGGUGGAAAUUCCUGGAAACAGAUCUUUGAGGAAGAAUACAAUGUGUGGUUCCUUGACUGGGGUGGAGCACUUGUAGCUAUGAAACAUACAUCAAUGCCCAUUCGUCAUUUGUGGGUGAGUUUUGAUGAAGGAAGAACCUGGAAUAAAUACGGCUUCACAUCAGCACCUCUCUUUGUGGAUGGGUCUCUAGUGGAACCAGGCAUAGAAACACAGAUAAUGACAAUCUUUGGCCAUUUCAGUCUUCGCUCAGAGUGGCAACUAGUAAAAGUGGAUUACAAAUCCCUUCUUAACCGGAGGUGCACCAAAGAUGACUUCCAGACAUGGCAUCUACACAAUCAGGGUGAACCUUGUGUUAUGGGAGAGAGGAAGAUCUAUAAAAAACGUAAGGCAGGGGCAUGGUGUGCACUGAAUAGAGACUAUUCAAGAACAGUCGUCUCCGAACCUUGCAUCUGUGCUGAGUGGGACUUUGAAUGUGACUAUGGCUAUGAAAGACACAGUAAUAAUCAGUGUAUCCCAGCAUUCUGGUUCAACCCAUCAUACCAGCUGAAAGACUGCAGCCUUGGACAGAGCUAUCUGAACAGUACUGGGUAUCGACGGAUUGUUUCUAAUAACUGCACGGAUGGGCUCAGGGAAAAGUAUGCAGCCAAGCCUGAACAGUGCCCAGGUAAAGCUCCCUGGGGUCUGCAUAUCCUCACAUCCAGUGGCAAGCUGGUAGCUGAACAAGGAUACAACACUACCUUUAUAAUCCUCAUGGAAGAGGGUGAUCUUCAGAGAACAAACAUUCAGCUAGAUUUUGGAGAUGGUACUGCUGUGUCUUAUGCUAAUUUCAGUCCCAUAGAAGAUGGCAUCCGGCACAUCUAUAAGAGCACUGGAAUAUUUCAAGUAACAGCAUAUGCAGAAAACAACUUGGGUUCGGACAUUGCAUCACUUUUCCUGCACGUGGUCUGUCCUGUGGAACGUGUACAUUUGAGUGCCCCCUUUGUGGCCAUCAGGAAUAAGGAAGUCAAUCUCACUGCUGUGGUUUGGCCAAGUCAGUCGGGCACACUCACUUAUUUCUGGUGGUUUGGCAACAACACAAAGCCAUUCAUCACCUUGGACAGCAGCAUGUCUUAUACUUUUACUACUGAAGGAAUGAACACCAUCACAGUGCAGGUCUCAGCUGGUAGCAUUCUCAUCCAGGACACCAAGGAUAUCGCUGUACAUGAAUAUUUCCAGUCUCAGUUAUUAUCAUUCUCUCCUAAUUUGGAUUAUCACAACCCUGACAUCCCUGAAUGGAGAGAGGAUAUCAGCAGAGUCAUCAAGAGAGCUCUGGUACAGGUGACUGGUAUCCCUGAAGAACAAGUUCUGGUGGCAGUAUUCCCUGGUUUGCCCACUGCUGCUGAGCUGUUCAUCCUGCCCCAUCAAAACAUGUCAGAGAGAAGGAAAGGUAGUGAAGGUGACUUGGAACAGGCAGUUGAAAUCCUCUUCAGUGCUUUAAACCAGAACCUGGUACAGUUUGAGUUGAAGCCUGGUGUGGAAGUAAUUGUGUAUGUCACCCAACUAACGUUAGCACCUCUCGUCGACUCCGGAGCUGGGCACAGCAGUUCAGCGAUGUUGAUGCUGUUGUCAGUGGUGUUUGUGGGCUUGGCUGUUUUUUUAAUCUACAAAUUUAAAAGGAAAAUCCCUUGGAUUAACAUCUAUGCCCAGGUUCAGCAUGACAAGGAACAGGAAAUGAUUGGUUCUGUCAGCCAAAGUGAAAAUGCUCCCAAAAUCACCCUGAGUGAAUUCACAGACCCUGAAGAACUCAUGGAUAAAGAGCUGGAUGCCCGAGUUAUAGGUAGUAUCUCAACGAUCUCCAACAGUGAAAGCACAAAGGAAAUCCCCAACUGCACUAGCGUUUAAUACCAGGAAUCCACUUUGUCAACUGCAUUUCUGAGUUUUUAUUUUUAAUUAAUAUUAUUAUUAUUGUUAUUAUUACAAAGGAAAAGUUUUAUGUCAUUAUUAUUAUUAUUAUUAUUAUUAUUAUUAUUAUUAUUAUGGAGGGGUGCAGGGCAUGGGGUUUUUUUCUCCCCAGGGCCACAUUCAUAAAUUCAGCACUAAGAGAAAAAAAUCCUAUCCUGUAUCAUAGAAUAAUGUAAGGCCAAAUGAAAACAAUGCAUAAGGCCCUAAGCUAAGUUAUGGGCAAAUUUUCUGUUUCUCUGUACAGCAAAAUAUUUGGCCUACUCUGCUAGUGGCAGUAUAAGAAGGCUAUUGAAAUGUCUUCAUCUUGGACUUUCUCUGUAGACUUCAGGGCUAUCUCAACACUUCAUGCCCUGCUGGAUUCAGUCCACUGACUGUAUUAUCUUGUAUAUGUUUAAAAGCAGGAAUUUAGUCUCCUGAGAUCAGCUAUUCGGGUUCUCAUGAGGGUCGGCAGGAUGCACAAAAUGGCCGCAGACAAGCCACAUUUAUGAAUGAGGCCCUUACUGGUGCAUGUUAAUACUGAGGAUACUGAUGGCAUACUGUAGAUAAUUACCAUGUAAAUACCUUUUUAUUUCUUGGGAAAUAAUUUAAUGUUUAGUAAAAGAGAAAUUUAAAAUAAAUUAACCAUGAAGACACCUUCACAUACAUAAGAAUCAAAACAGUUCACUGAGAACCUGCAGUGAGCAACUAUGUCACCCAUGGGUUCUGACUGUGUAUCAGUUGUCUGUCACAUUUACAAGUUUCUCUUUUGAUUUGAUAGCAUUAGAAAGAGUAGUUGUAUAAAUCAAAAAUUAUGUCUCUGAUUUUAGUACACUGGCUUAUAAGCACAUCAAAAUAGAAUACCAAAUAUUUUUCCUUCCCCAGAGAUAGUAAAGUAAAAACUACUAACCAUAUCUUGUAGUGAGUUCUAGCAGGAAACUUCAAUGAAAGUAGCCUCAUCCUGUUUGAUUGACAGAUCGUGUAGGAAGAUUAACCUUAGUAUAAGAACAUCAGUUAACAGAGAUACUGAACAGAAGUCAACUUUAAAGAUGCGUUGUUGGCCACCACAAUGAAAUAUAUUGCUC
Molecule: messenger RNA, 4916 nt
Organism: Heteronotia binoei (common prickly gecko)
Lineage: Eukaryota; Metazoa; Chordata; Lepidosauria; Squamata; Gekkonidae
Gene: SORCS3
Product: sortilin related VPS10 domain containing receptor 3
Exons: 27
Coding region: 1-3795 (1264 amino acids)
Cellular component (GO): postsynaptic density membrane
Molecular function (GO): protein binding
Source: RefSeq, a predicted model, not a curated record